This is a messenger RNA of Gadus macrocephalus (Pacific cod), 3152 nucleotides long. It is a transcript of the gene smpd4, whose product is annotated as sphingomyelin phosphodiesterase 4. Gene Ontology annotation, molecular function: sphingomyelin phosphodiesterase D activity. The record is from RefSeq and is a predicted model, not a curated record. Lineage: Eukaryota; Metazoa; Chordata; Actinopteri; Gadiformes; Gadidae. The transcript has 19 exons. The coding region runs from base 324 to 2696 and encodes 790 amino acids. Gene Ontology annotation, biological process: sphingomyelin catabolic process; ceramide biosynthetic process; glycerophospholipid catabolic process.
AGUGACGUCCUCGCUUGCUCUCUGAGCUCGAGAGGAGUCGGAUGGAAGCGCGCGCUUGAUCGGAACUGAAAGCUGAAGAUACCUGAGGUCUGCGCGCCACGCCAGGUACCCACACCUUACACCUGAGCCACGAAAGACAGCGUUGGACUGGAAACAAGAUCCCUUACCAGCUCACCCUCGCAGAGUCCAAAGGCGUGCCGGCUGCGUCGCACGACCUAGUUAGUGUCUGCUGGGUGGCGGUGUGUGGGUAAGCAGUGAGUGCUUCUGUAGCAGGCGGUGUCCCAGCGGAUCGUGUGUCCCACGGGUCGAGUCCCGGCUCCGCCAUGGCUGCUCCCAACCUGCAGCAACCCAGCUUCCUACUGGCCAACCUGAAAUCAGACUCCACCACCAAGCCCCUACUACAGCGAUGCCAGGACUUGGUGAAAGUCAUCAAUGACUACCCCGCCAAGGAGCUGCAUGCUGUCUUCCCCUGGCUGGUGGAGAGUGUGUUUGGCAGCCUGGACGGGAUCCUCGCCGGGUGGAACCUGCGUUCCAUUCCCUCCCGGGGCAACGGAUACAACCUAGUGCUGGACUUCCUGGACCCCAGUGGUCCGAUGAUGAAGCUUGUGUACAAACUUCAGGCGGAAGAGUACAAGUAUGAAGUCUCUGUCAGUCAUCUGCCUGGCCCGGUGAAGGUGUCCAUCCAGGAAGGCGUCCUCCCAGACUGCCCUCUGUUCCAUAACAAGCUGCAGUUUGCCAGGUCCGGUCUGCUUCCACUAAAUCCGUUUGAAUACUACAUGUUCAACUUCGCCCACAGUCUCCUCACAGUAAAGUGCAUUCCUCCAGGCCAGCAGGGGAGCUGUACGGACUCUGCCUACUUCAUGCUGGUGGACACCUACCUGAAGUACUUCCUGCCUACAGUGGGGGUAGUCCCGCCCUCUCCCUUCUCCGACUCCAGGGGAUCUGUAACCACUCCGUCUCCAAGGCCCCAGAGCGUGGCGUUUGCGGGCUACGGCGUGCACAGCCCCAGCCUCCUGAAGCACCACAUCUUCCACCAGCCCUCGGCCACGGCGGACCCGGCGGCCCAGGAGAUCUGGAGAUCAGAGACGCUGCUGCAGAUGUUUGUGGAGGUGUGGCUCCACCAAUACUCUCUGGAGAUGUACCAGAAGCUGCAGUCCCCCCAGGUGAAGGAGCCCUUCAGCCCCACGGAGGAGCACGUGAUGGUGGUGCGGCUGCUGGUGAAGCACCUCCACGCCUUCUCCUGCAGCCUGCGGCCGGGGCAGCUGACGGCCGCCCCCUCGGCCCCCUCGCCGCCCGCCCACGCCAGCCCCCUGGAGGAGUUCAAGAGGGUGGUGGUGCAGCGCUUCGUCCAGCAGAAGCUCUACCUCUUCCUGCAGCACUGCUUCGGUCACUGGCCUCUGGACGCGUCCUUCAGAGCCGUGCUGGAGACCUGGCUGAGCUACAUCCAGCCCUGGAGGUACACGGGAGAGAAGGCCCCCCCCCAGCCCGACCUGAGCCGUACCGUACCCGACCGCUGGGGUUCCUUCGUGGAGGAGAACCUGCUCAUGUACACCAAGCUGUUCCAGGGGUUCCUGAACCGGGCCAUCCGUACCGACCUGGUCAACGCCAAGAACGCCCUCAUGGUGUUCAGGGUGGCCAAGGUCUUCUCCCAGAUGAACCUCCCUGACAUGAUCCAGAAGGGGGAGCAGCUGUUCCUGGAGCCGGAGCACGUCCUCCACCACCGCCAGCCCCGCGGGGUCACCACCCCCACCCAGGGGGGCAGCUUCCUGUCGUCGCGGCAGCGGGCGGUGCCAGACUGCGUGUUCCGGGUGAAGAGCCACGUGUACGCGCUGGAGGGCCAGGACUGCCAGUACAAGCAGAUGUUCGGCCCCGACCUGCGGGGCACGGUCCUCAGGUUCAUCCAGAUGAUUGCCCAGGCCCGCCAGACGGCCAAGAGGAUCUCGGACCACUCCCAGGAGGCGGCCGCCAACACCUCCUUCCUGUCGUGGUUCGGGAUGGGCGCGGCCGACCCCAACCACACCUACGGCGGCUCGGAGCUGGACGAGACCGGGGACAACGUCAAGAAGACCCACGAGUUCCUGGACCGGGCGCUGGAGAACCUGUGCCAGAUCUUCAAGCUGAAUGCCGGGCAGCUGGGUCAGAUCAUCUCCACCCUGGGUCUGUCCCAGGACAGCGUCGGCUCCAACCAGCUGCCGGACUGCGUCCAGGGGGAGGGCGGGCUCAUCCUCACCGACCUGGGGCGCAUGCAGAUCAUCAACGGGCUGCGGCGCUUUGAGAUCCAGUACCAGGGGGACCCCGAGCUGCAGCCCAUCAGGAGCUACGAGAACGCGGCGCUGGUCCGCCUGCUCUACCGGGCGUCCUCGCUCCUCAACCAGAGGUUCGGCGGUCACAUGGCGGCGCUGUGCUCCAGGCCGGGCUUCCUGGGCCGUCUGGGGCGCCACUACCUGGAGGGCCCGGCCUCCCCGCGGCUCGCCAAGAGCGUAGUGACGCGGCGGACGCUGGAGCGCGGCCGGCGCCCCGGCCUCAGCCUGCGGCCGCUGGCCAGCUACCGCACGCUGCUGCUCCUCAUGCUGCUCUACCUGCUGGGGGCGCUGGUGUCCCUGGGGCCGGUCUGCAGCACGCUGCUGCUCCUGGCCGGGGCCCUUCUCCACGGCCUCCUCCUCACGCUGCUGGGGGACAAACUCAAGUCGCACUAGGGCCCCCAGCGCAGACCCCCCCACCAGGGGACCACCUCACACCUGCCAUUAAACGCCCUGACACUCGCCUGCAGCGUUGGUUCCAUCCUCGGCUGCGGGUUGAAGAGCUUCAGUCUGAUUUGGUUUGUUGCCGAUAAACGUUGGUGAUGGUUUCUGACGGGUGCUUCGCUCUGCAGAGGUCAAUCGCGCGUCUGAUAAGAACUCGUCCGAUCACCGGCAGAGUAUUUGCCUUCUGGACGGUGUUUCUACAGCUGUUCAGAUUUAACUUACUAGCUUUUUUGAUGGGUUUUGUAACCUAUUUUAAUGGUCUAACCUGUAAUUAUUUUUUUAUAUAUAUUUUCUUGGACCUCGUUGAAUGGUCCAGAACUUGACCAAGGCAUGGAUGGUCUAUUUUUCAGUGGACGACUGAGGAAUGUUUUGGCACAAUGUCCUCAAUAAAUCAAUCUUUUUGCAGCA